Plasmodium coatneyi is the source of this 2379-nucleotide messenger RNA. RefSeq names its product DEAD box helicase. NCBI's taxonomy places the organism in Eukaryota, Apicomplexa, Aconoidasida, Haemosporida, Plasmodiidae. The transcript has a single exon. The record is from RefSeq and is a predicted model, not a curated record. Gene Ontology annotation, molecular function: nucleic acid binding; ATP binding. The coding region runs from base 1 to 2379 and encodes 792 amino acids.
AUGGAAAAUUACCUAACUGCAUUUUUUUUGUUGUUAAAAAGCGUUUUAUCCAAUUCGAACCGUGUUAGAACGAGCCCCCCGGGGAGGUACCUACUUUUUUUCGUUUUCCUCAAUACAUUAGUUGCAACAAAAUGGAUAACUGGGGGGAAGGGCCACUCUAAUUGGAACUUCAUUAGAAGGGCAACUGCCCCAAGGAGAACAAAAUUUGUGCUAAAGAGUGGCAACAAAAGAAGUGCUGAUAAUAUAUCGCGGGUAAAAAAACAGCAUUCAAAGGACAGUGACAGAAGGAAGAACAUUGUGUUAAUCCAGAGGGGAGUAAACAGAGACGAAAACAGAAUAAGAUAUACAGGAAACAUUUUACAAAGUGAUAGCAACGUCCAGGAAAUAGAGCACCUGAGUAACCUCCAAAAGAAUGUCAUCUAUCUGCUAGAACGGAACAAUAACAUUCUAGUACAUGCCAAAACGUCCAGCGGAAAAACAACCAUCUGCCUACUUUACCUCAUUUUGAAGUUCUAUUAUAAAUCAGAAUUCGUGUUCGAGGAAGAUAUAGAAAGGGAAAAGUAUUUGAGCAGUGAUGAAUACCUAAAUAGCUACAGGAGAAUGCUUCUUCUAAAUGAGAAGAGGAACAAGGUGCACAGGAAUAAACUCAAGUACACCCCGUUUAGUGAAAAGUAUGCUCAAAUAUGUGACAUCCGGGAGGACACAGAUUUGUUGAUGGAGCAAAGGGCCAAGAAUGUUUUAAAAAAAGGAGAAAAAAUUCUUAUCUUGUGCCCGUCUAAGGAACUUUGUGUUCAAAUUUCGCAGAAUAUUCUGUCUCUGAUGAGUGGCAAGGACGACGGGGCAAUUCGGCUCUUCAUCGAUAAGGAUGGAAAAGAGGAUAAUAAUCCGUCGAAGUGUGCUUCAGCUGCGAGCUCAUCAAACGAUGAAGAAGCGAAAGGAAGAAGUGCAGACAUAGGGGGAGUCCCCACAUUACCCAAAUGUGGCAACACAAAUGACUUAUCCAAAAGGGCUACCAACUUAAGGGACAACCUUUUCCUGAUAGGCACGCCUAUCUGUUUUAAAAACUUCCUUUUAAGCUUAUCUAAGGAGAACUUGAAGGCCUUUUUGCAAAGCAUAAAGUAUGUAUUCUUCGACGAAAUAGAUAGGAUGUUUCCUGCCUUAAAAACGAGAAAAUCACGGGGAACGAAAAAUAGUACAAAGAAAAAAACGGCCUAUUUUAUCCUAGAAACGAUUAUGUAUAUGAAUAAGAAGAACCUCGUUUUUGUGGGCUGUUCUAGUACCCUAAAUAGGGAACUGCACAGGAGAAUAUUCAAGCUUUUGAGCUUGAACAGAAAUAACGCCAAGAAGAAAAUUUAUCUACUGCGGGAGAGCAACAGCUCUUCGAAUGAAGGUUCCAGUGGUGGAGAUGGUAACACUGUGGAUGCGAUACAUCUGGAUAGUCCUUCCUGGGGUGACUCCUCUGAUGAACCUCCAACGAGUGAUACAAACCAAACGCGAGGGGAUACCCCUGGGGGUGAAAAAUGCGUGACCACGUCUUACCAAGAAAAGGAAGACACCCACGUUGAUGAUUACGCCGAUGAGGAUGAACGGGAAUGCCUAUUCUCCCCGAAUGGUGAGGAUACGUCCCUGCAAAAGUACGUAAUAAAAGUGAGGCUCCCGAACAGCAUACGCCACCUUUACAGCGUAGUGAACGACCAACUCUACAGCAGCAAAAUGGAAGAGGCAUACAAAAUCGUAAAACAUUUUAAAAAUAGAAAAGUGCUAAUUCUAGUUAAAAAUGGAUUCUCCCUACUGAAUAUAAAGAGGUACCUAUCCGAAAGGAACAUUUUUUCUGUGCUUCUACAUGAGGAAUUGCAAAUAUCGCUCACGGGAAAUAACAACCACCUGGACAGAAUGUGCCAACAGUAUGCACACAUAAAAGAUUUAAAGGAGACAGUUCUACAAAAUGAGGAAGAGGAAGAGACAAGGAAAGAAUAUAUAAAUAAGUACCCCGUUAUUAUAAGCUCCUUUGAUAGCAUUCGAGGUUUCCACAUUAAUAACUUAGAAUUCGUUUUGUUGUGCAGUAGGCCCAAAAAUGUAAAUGAGUAUAUCCACCUGAGCGGUAGGGUUGGAAGGCGGAACAACAUCGGUUAUUCCAUUCUGUUGGAAGACGAAAGGAAUGUCAAUAUUGUAACAAAUUGGUUGACGAACAUUCGGGUGCGUUUUUCCAAAUUGGCACUAAACGGGGGUACCCACACCGAGGCCACGAACACGGAUCAAUCGGAACAAGCUGAGCAGAGUGAGCAAAAUGGGACAACGCCAGACACAGAUCGCGGAAAAGAAAAUUUUAACUACAUCACAUCGUGCAUAAUGGAUGAGCUGAAUGAGGACCUUUCGUGA